ACCCUGAUCGCGUUCGUUGGACCCGAGUCACGUCACAUUUUGAUUGUUUCUAAAACACAGGCAAAAUUGAAACUCUGGGAAUGUAACUAUUUUUCUUUUUUUUCCUCUUCUUUCGGUGUUGGAGCGGGAUGGAUUCGUUGAAUCUGAGCGGCGCGGAAUCGUUCUCCGUGGUUCACAUCAACUCCUCCCUGGACACGGGAUACUCCUUAGCAGCGAUCGCCGGCAUUGCUGCCCUGGUGAGUUUCCUCAUCCUCUUCACCGUGGUCGGGAACAUACUGGUGGUCAUCGCCGUGCUGACCAGCCGCGCACUCAAAGCUCCCCAGAACCUUUUUCUGGUGUCGCUGGCCACCGCCGACAUUCUAGUCGCCACGCUGGUCAUGCCCUUCUCCCUGGCCAACGAACUCAUGGGCUACUGGUAUUUUGGAAAAGUUUGGUGCGGCAUUUACCUGGCGCUGGACGUGCUGUUCUGCACCUCGUCUAUAGUUCACCUGUGCGCUAUCAGCCUGGACAGGUACUGGUCCGUCACGCAGGCGGUCGAGUACAACCUCAAGCGCACACCCAAGCGCGUCAAGUGUAUCAUUCUGAUCGUGUGGCUGAUAUCCGCGUGCAUCUCGUCCCCGCCCCUCGUGCUGAUCGACGGCCACAAUGACCUCAUCGUCGGCUCCCCGCAGCCCCAGUGCGCGCUCAACGACGACACGUGGUACAUCCUGUCCUCCAGCGUGGCUUCCUUCUUCGCGCCGUGCGUGAUCAUGGUGCUCGUGUACGUGCGCAUCUAUCAGGUGGCCAAGACGCGCACGCGGAACAUGUCCGUGAAGAAGCCCCGGUCUGACGUCACAACCACGCAGCAGACGGAGAACGGCCUGAGCAAGGCGACGGCGACGUCGCCGUACCGCGGAGAGCGCGAGAACGGCCGCUGCCAGUGUCCCCCUCCCCCUGCUUCUUCUCCUCUUUCUCCUUCUCCUCCUCCUCCUCCUCCUCCUCCUCCUCCUCCCCCCACUCUGUCCACCCACCCAAGCACCGCUAGCCUCCAGACCCAGACACAGACCCAGACCCAGACCCAGACCCAGACCCCAUCCGGGACCCAGACCCAGACCCCGACCGGGACCCAGACCCAGACCGGGACCCAGACCCGUACAGACGAGGUUGAAAUGGACGAGAGCUCCUCAUCGGAUGAGGGGGUCAAAGGUCAUCACAAAAAGCCUCAAAGCCGCGACGUCAAGACUGCCGGUGCUAACGGCGGCGGCGGUGGCGCCGAGGUCAAAGCAGCGCUGGCGAGCCGCAAGAGCAGCUCCCUGUCCCUCAAACACCCCCUCUCCCGCGCCGGCAACAAGUCCGUGGAGAUCUUCCAGGCGUCCCGGCGGCAGCGGCGGCGGGGGGGCCAGCGGCGUCGGAGCUCGGUGUCCGGGAAGAAGGCCUACCAGGCGCGGGAGAAGAGGUUCACCUUCGUCCUGGCCGUGGUCAUGGGCGUGUUUGUGUUGUGCUGGUUCCCCUUCUUCUUCAGCUACAGCCUGUACGGCGUGUGCCGCGAGGCCUGCCGCAUCCCCGAGCCGCUCUUCAAGUUCUUCUUCUGGAUUGGCUACUGCAACAGCUCGCUGAACCCCGCCAUCUACACCAUCUUCAACCAGGACUUCCGCCAGGCCUUCCAGAAGAUCCUGUGCCGCUCGUGGAAGAGGUCGUUCUAGAGCCCCCGAAAAACCCCGGAAGACGUCUUCGGAAGCAAACCGGAAGGAAGUCAUUCUAGAGCAAAAAAAAAAAAACCUGGAAUAAGUCAUUCUAGAGCCAGGAACUCUGGAAGAGGUCCUUCCAGAGCCCCGAAAACCCCUAGAAGUCGUCUUUCUAUAGCAUACCCGAAGGAAGUCAUUCUAGAGCAAAAAAAACUGGAAUACAUUAUUCUAGAGCCAAAAUUUGGAAUAGGUCGUUCUAGAUACGCAAACCUGGAAUACCUUAUUCUAGAGCUACAACUGGGAAGAAGUCACUCUAGAUCCAUGAACCUGGAAUAAAUUAUUAUAGACCCAGUACCUGGAAGAAGUCAUUCUAGAGCAAAAACCUGGAAUAUAUUAUACUAGAGCCAAAACCUGGAAGAAAUCAUUCUAGAACAAAAACCUGGAAGAAAUCCUCUAGAGCAAUGCCUACAUUUUUUUUAUUAUAAAUUAUUCCCACAGGUUAGCGGUGUCGUGAGAAUAAUCGCGUGGACACUUCGAAUAUGGUGAGUCGAAGUGGAGGGAAGGUCCUUUGCGUUCCCUUGGCCGCCGCUCUGUACGUACUCAACUACUGUGUCAUCAUCGUGUCGUUCCAUCAGUGCCAACAGACUGCGUCGCAGCGACAACUACCGGGCUUUGAUCUAUGUGCAUUAUGGCCUGAAGUAACGUUAUUUUUCUUCCACGUUCAAAAGACUUUCCAUUACCACGUGGCCUGGUUUGUUAUCCUUGUGUUGAGGCUGAAGGGCACUUUAGCCCAAACGUACCCCCUUCAGGUCCUGGCGCAAGAACAUUAAUGCACUCAAGGAGAGACACUAAGGAUAAACAAGGUUUGUGGCCAGGUCUGGUCUUAUCAGCUUGACUUCAAUAGGAUUACAAAAAAGGGAUUACAAAGAGUGAG
This is a messenger RNA of Gadus macrocephalus (Pacific cod), 2598 nucleotides long. Its product is annotated as alpha-2 adrenergic receptor-like. NCBI's taxonomy places the organism in Eukaryota, Metazoa, Chordata, Actinopteri, Gadiformes, Gadidae. Gene Ontology annotation, cellular component: membrane. Gene Ontology annotation, molecular function: G protein-coupled receptor activity. Gene Ontology annotation, biological process: adenylate cyclase-activating adrenergic receptor signaling pathway. The transcript has a single exon. The record is from RefSeq and is a predicted model, not a curated record. Bases 129 to 1682 code for a protein of 517 amino acids.